Molecule: messenger RNA, 4290 nt
Organism: Candidozyma haemuli
Lineage: Eukaryota; Fungi; Ascomycota; Pichiomycetes; Serinales; Metschnikowiaceae
Gene: GEA2
Product: Arf family guanine nucleotide exchange factor
Exons: 1
Coding region: 1-4290 (1429 amino acids)
Biological process (GO): regulation of ARF protein signal transduction
Molecular function (GO): guanyl-nucleotide exchange factor activity
Source: RefSeq, a predicted model, not a curated record
AUGCGUAAAAUGAGUCGCUGGCCACAAACGGGAGUCGCUGCUAUAUUGGGUGGAGGUGACUUGUUUGGUGAAGAGGAUGGACUCUCGAACUUGGGUCUUUCUUCAUCUCACUUUGGCCUGGCUGCCUCCACACCUAGAGUUACCAAUGGGGGCACGGCUAAUCCUAACACGAGCUCUAACCCUUUGCACUCGAGUUUUUUGCAAUUACGUGCUAUACUCACUGAAACCUCGGACAUUCACUCAGUUGACUCGUUGACGAUUCUUCAACCGUUUUUAUUGGCGGUGGAGUCGAGCUCUACUUCAGGAAACGUUACUGGGUUGGCGCUCAACGCUAUAAACAAAUUCUUAGACUAUGGAGUGGUGGGCUGGAACUCGAAGAAUAUCCAGAACUCUCUUAUACAGAUCACUAGCUCCUUGACCCAUUGCAGGUUCGAGGCUGCUGAUCAAAGCUCAGAUGACUCGGUGCUCCUUAAGGUCUUGAGGUUGUUGGAGUCCAUUGUUGAUUCAUCCUUUUCCAAGCUUCUUCCCAACGCUGUCGUCUCUGAGGUGAUACAGACGUGCUUGUCACUUGCAUGUAACAAGAGAAGAUCGGAGGUUCUUCGAAGAGCUGCCGAGAUGGCUAUGAUCUCAAUGACUAUUCGUGUCUUCCUGCGCCUUCGUGAGCUUACACCAGAGACCAGUAAUAUGGACGAUCUUCCCACGAAUUAUGCCGAGAAUCAAUUGCCUGCUGACGUUAUUGGAGGUACCAAUUCGCCAACUGAUGAUACUAGUGCCAUAGCCCAAGACAUUGCUUCUGGAGGGGCAGACCAAGAGUUAAAACCUCCCACCGUUGACCUCGCUCCUGUUUCACCCAAGAGAAAACCAUCAAUGAGCGACGAGAAAGAACCGCAAUUUGAUAUUGCUUGCAUUAAUGAAUUUUUCGCUAUCUUGAUCUCGAUGAUUUCUCCUUCUAAUCAAUACCAACACAUGGAAAGUACUCGUGUCUUUGCUUUGCUGCUCAUAAAUAUUGCAAUUGAGGUGUCAGGCUCUGAGAUUCCAAAACAUCCUUCUUUAAUGGGUCUUGUGGCAGACCCAGUCUCCAAAGACGUGUUGCAAAUCAUUACAGUCACAGAUUCACCACCCUUGUUGCUGGCUGCAUUGAGACUUUUUUCCACUAUGGCUAUCAUUCUUGGUAAGAACAUCAAGUCUCAGAUUGAGCUUACGUUUAAUUUGUUGUUCCAUUCAAUCUUGCCUCCUGAUACAUCCAAGGAUAACACGAUAAAGGGUAAUAAGAUGGCUAUCUCUACGAGAAUUGCAUCAUCAAAAGAAGCUAUUGUUGAGUCGCUAUCUUUACUUUGGAUAAGGUCUCCUCAAUUCUUCUCCCUGUUGUUCGUCGAUUACGACUGUGACUUUGAGAGAUUUAACAUGGCUGCUGAUUUUGUCAACUUCCUUUGUAAGUUAGCCUUACCCGAGGCCGCUGUCAUCUCCACUGAUAACGUUCCACCUAUCUGUUUGGAAGGAAUUUUAUCAUUGGUUGCCGGUAUCAAUGAUCGGAUCAAAAAUUCUGAAAGCAGUUCCGCCCGCCAAAGCAAGGAACACCCUCACCAGCUCCUCGUUGAUAAGGACAAGAAGACCGCUUUUGUUCGCUGCACUGAAUUAUUCAAUGAAAACCCUAAGAAGGGUGUCGCUGCACUUGCCGAGAAGAAGUUCCUUGAAGAUCCUAAUGACACACACGAACUAGCAUCGCUUCUUUUCAACAAGUCUGCUCGUCUUAAUAAAAAGAUACUUGGUGAGUAUCUUGCCAAGCCAUCCAACACUGAACUACUAAAAGAAUUCAUGAACCUAUUCGAGUUUGCAGGCUUGCGUGUGGAUGAAGCGUUGAGACUUCUUCUCAAGUCUUUCAGAUUACCAGGUGAAUCUCAACAAAUCGAGAGGAUUGUGGAGCUUUUUGCCCAGGCAUAUGUUGAAUGUCAAAAGUCCUUCACCCCGGAGGAAUUGACCGAGGAGGAGAAAAAUGAACCUGUUAAUCCUGACCAAGAUGCUGUUUUCGUUUUGUCAUACUCGAUCAUCAUGCUUAAUACUGAUUUACACAAUCCUCAAGUCAAGAGGCAGAUGGACCUUGAUUCGUACAAGAGAAAUUUGAAAGGUGUUAACAACGGAAAAGACUUCCCUGAAUGGUACCUUUCGAAGAUCUACAGCUCUAUCCGUGACAGAGAAAUCAUCAUGCCUGAGGAACAUCAUGGAACUGAUAAAUGGUUUGAUGACGUGUGGCAUAAUCUCAUCUCUUCUCAAACGAGAGUCACCCGUGACAGGGAUGUGUCAUUGGAAUCCAUUGAUGUGGGAACAUUGUGCCAAUUUGAUAAGUUGUUCUUUGAAAGUUCUGUUGAUGUCAUCAUAGAAACUCUUAUCAAGGUCUUCAGUGAAGCUUCCGACGAUAACAUCAUCACCAAAUUGAUGUCAUCGAUUGAUAAAUGUGCCAGUAUCUGUAUUCAUUAUGGCCUUUCUGAUCCAGUCAACCAUCUCAUCGAAGAGUUGACUAAGAUUACCCAUCUUUCAGAGAAGUCCUUCCCUCCUCCUCACCCAGAAGAAAAUAUUCGUCGCGAUAUACCUAUCACUCAGAUCACUAUUGAGAAAAAAGAGGAAGCUAUUAAUAUCAGUGAUAUGGCAGUAUACUUUGGUCGUGACUUUAAGGCUCAAUUGGCAGCCGUCGUUCUUUUCAGACUCAUUAAGAAGGCUGACUGCAAGGUGAGCCAUUCGUGGGAUGGAAUUGUCAAGAUUAUCUUGACAUUGUUGGAGAACUGCUUGAUUAAUCCUAAUCUAUUCUGCGAGUUUCAGAAGAAGGUUAAUUUGUCUCCUUUGGCAAAGGUUAAACCUCGCUACAUCAUACAAGGAACGAAACCACUCAAUAAUUCUGGUAUAUUGUCGAGUUUCUCGUCAUUCUUGAAGGGCUACUCUGACGAGCCACCAGAGCCAUCCGAUCAGGAGAUUGAGUCGACCCUCUCGACAAUCGACUGUGUUAGAUCUAUUAACGUCCCUGGUAUUUUUGACACAGUUUCUAAGGGAACCCAGGUGGAACUUAAACAGUUUGUGGAUUUGCUUUUGAACAACUUACCCACAUUUUCAGAUGACAAGAAACGUUUUUAUGAGUCGGAGAUUUUGUUCUUGUUUGAGGUUGGGGUAUGUUUCUCAUUAAUUGUUAGUGAGACUGAAGUGACCGAUAAACUUAUUGAUAAGUUGGUGGAAUAUAUGAAGACACAUGUUUCCAAAAAGGGGUACAUGAGGCUUUCAACAUACCUAUUUUUAUUAGCCAGACAGAGUGACAAGAGCCAUGAGAAAGAAGCCGCAGAAGCGUUCGAACGGAUCAACAGCUUUGAUAGAGAGCUUGUCACCAAACAUGGAGCUUCACUCGUGAAGUCUCUCUUUUCCCUUGUCGACCAGGACUCCAAAUCUAGACCAUUGAUACAGAAAGAGAGUUUCUGGGAUUUCCUCAAGCUCGCUGGGUCUUCCGCAGAGCUUGCCGAUGAAAUAUUGGACUUUUUGCAUUCAAUUGUUCAAGGCUCUUCUGAUGAGGUGUCUGACCAAAACCAUAUCCUCUUACUUGGCUUGCUCGAUGAGGUUUCUUCUCUAGGUGCUGUGGGUGCUCAAUGGGAACAAGCUAAGGACAGUGGCAGGCCAGUUGAGAAGAGCAAGCUCACUGACGGAACCGAAGAAAGCAAAAACGUUCAAAAGCUUAUCAAGGUCUCCAUAAGAUCCAUUGACCAGACUGGCCUCUUGGGAAGUUCCAGCAGAAAGCUCUCUUAUCCAUUGAUCCAGGCGUUAGCCCAUCAGUGCUUUAAUCCAUGCAGAGAAGUGCGCUCGCAUGCUAUAACUGUUUUGCAGAAUACUUUACUUUCGGGCGCAUUAAACGAUAACUUCACCGCGUUAGGAAUCUACGAAUAUGGUCUUUUCCCACUCUUGGCAGAACUUGAGAAGGAAGAAGUGAUCUUUACCGACAAGAAGGGGUUCCCGGAAACACACUCUCAAAUCUUGAACUUGGUAAGCAAGGUAUUCCUUCACCAUCACCAUGAGCUCAAUGAAGAGGACAGAAAGACAGUCUGGUUGGGCAUCGUAAACCACUUCGUGAGAGUGAACACCAUGAACUCAACACAAGAGAAGAGCUACGUGAAGGAAUCCAGUUUGGAGGUUAUGAAGAACAUGAUUUUGGUUUUACAAAACGAGUUCCUCAUCCCCGAGAACAAGGAACUAUGGGAUUCUACAUGGAAGAGCCUUCAAGAGGUCUAUCCCGAUCUUGAAAAGGAACUUGCCAAGUAG